UUGCCAGACAAGGGAUUAAUCACACCCCCCAUGGCGUAAUCUAUCCCUGUUCUAUUAAAGCUUCUUUGUUUGGUAACAGGUUGUGAUGCUGUUGUUUCCUAACUGCUUGGCUUCACUGAAUUCCACACAAUAUUGUGUAUAUUAUCUGUAAUGUGGCUUAUGGGCGGUAACCCAAGGAGACUGACCAGGGUUAUGUGAUUAAGACUGGGAGGCGGUGUAGUCUAGUGUUUAGAGCUGGGGACAAGGUGACAGUGUGGUCUAGUGUUCAAGCUGAGGGACUAGGAAGCAGUGUGGUGUAGUAGUUAUAGGUGAGGCAUGCAGUGUGCCCGAGUGCAACGGUAGGCAUCCUUGGCCCAUUCCAUUCCAAUGUCCUUCAUUAUUUAAUUGAUCUUCAGCAGGGUCUAAAGAAAUACAUGUGAGGAACUUGUUGAAAAGUUCUGCAAUGGAAUGGACCAGAAGAGUCAUGGUUGUCUUAGCUGAGGACUGACAGAUCACUGCACCUCGAGUUAUAGAAACAAGCAGACAUCAUCCACGGCUACAUAAGAAGGGUUGGCUGCUGUCAAAGCUCAUUGGCUGGAGGCAUCUGCUGUGAUAAUUCUAGGUUGCAAAUUCUUUCAUAACAUGCAACCCCCAUUUACCACCUUUUCUUUUAAUUCAAUUUCAUGUGUGUGGUUUUCAUGUGUGAUCUCUUGCACUGGUAGCUAAAGGUUGUUAAAAAUGGUGGAGCAUUGCGAGUCGUAAUAUGCAAAAUCACUACUUAGAUUAAUCCGAUUAAGUCUAAAGAGAAAUCCUGCUGUGCGUCCUGGCCCCUGAGUUGCUGAACCCCUCUCUGAUGUGGCUGCAGUGACAGAUGGUCUGACACAUGGUGCUGUAGUCGGACUAGCUAAUCUCCCUGGUUUGAGCACAGAGGCUGGGGGAAGGGGGUGGGCUGGUUAGCUGUCCUGCAGACUCGAAUGGGUGCUUCAGGAGGAUCUGCAGCAGGUUCAAUUCAUGGACCGGUCUACAUUCUCAAGGUCUGUUUUGCACACGGUUCUUCCAAGCGUCUCGCUCUCUUGGGUUACUCUCAGAAACUGCGUUUUGUCUUUGGAUUUGAGAGCCAGCCGCAAAGGAGGCCCACCAGUCGAGCUGUGUCCUGUGGGAGGGGAAGUAUCGCUGCAUGAACUGGAGACUCCUGGGUGCUGGCAGUGUGUGGCACUCCUGCAGUCAGCUGUGGAAUUGGAGGAUGUUUUGCCUGCACCUGGGCUGGAUUUCAGCAGAGUUUUUCAGUUUUCCCUUGUGAGCGAGGCAUUUGAAGAGUUGGAGGACUUUUUUUUCUGGAAGCCUUUAAUGAUAAUCUGAGGGAUAAUCUCAGCGAUUCUCUUCUCUUCAUUCACCUGACAAGCUGACAAGCGCUCUCCGGCAGGAUGUAGGGUUUUGGAGAGCUUUCUGAAAGUGAGGAUCCAGGAUGUCCACUGCCCAGGCGCUCCGACGCAGCGGGCUCUGCCGCUACUUCAUUAACGCAGUGGCCUAUCAGGUAUGUUGCUGCUGUGGCCCUGCCCCAUGCUCCCUGUGCUGUUCUUGCUGUCCGUCCAUUAAAGCGUCCUCCGGAACACGGGUCAUGUACACUCUGUUCCACAUCUUGGCCUGUGCUGUCAGCUGUCUCAUGCUGUCCAGGACUGUCUCAGAGGCAGUGCGAGAAAAUGUGCCUUUCUACUCCUUGAUCUGUGAGCACAUGCAGGGCACUCAGGACUGUGACAUUCUCGUUGGCUACUCGGCUGUGUACCGGGUCUGCUUCGGAACCGCCUGCUUCUAUCUGCUGCUGGCCGUCUUCCUCAUCAACGUCAAGUCCAGCCAGGACUACCGGGCCCUCAUACAAAACGGGUUCUGGUUUCUGAAGCUGCUUAUGCUGAUUGGGAUGUGCGGUGCUGCCUUCUUCAUCCCCACCGAAUCCUUCCUCCACGCCUGGCACUAUGUUGGCGUUGCUGGUGGAUUUUCCUUCAUCCUCAUCCAGCUGGUCCUGAUCACAGCGUUCGCUCACACCUGGAACAAGAACUGGCUGACUGGCGCAGCAGAAGACAAGCGGUGGUACUUGGCGGUUCUUUGCGCCACCCUGAUGUUUUACAUCAUCGCCUCGUCAGCCUUCUCCUUCAUGUACAAAUACUACACCCACCCUGCCGGCUGCCAGCUCAACAAGGCCCUGCUGAUUACCAACCUGGGCCUGUGCAUGUUCAUGUCCUUCAUCGCGGUCACCCCCUGCGUGCAGCUCAAACAGCCACGGUCUGGACUGCUGCAGGCGUCCAUCAUCAGCUGUUACGUCAUGUACCUGACGUUCUCCGCACUGUCCAGCCGGCCUCCAGAGAGAGUGGAGCACCAGGGCCGGAACAUGAGUGUGUGUUUCCCGAUCGUCAGUAAAGACGGGCAGCAGACUGAGGACAAUGUAGUGGCCAUCAUAGGAGCCACCAUCAUGUACUGCUGCGUGCUCUUCGCAUGCAAUGAAGCCUCUUACUUGGCCGAGAUGUUUGGACCUUUCUGGAUGAUUAAAGUUUAUAGAUACGAGUUCCAGAAAGCCAGCUGCUGUUUCUGCUGCCCCGAGGAAGAUGAAGAGCAAGUGUUUGAGGUGGACGAAGACAACAAGGGCGGUCAGAAGGUGAUCCACAACGAGACGGACCGCGUGGCCUACAGCUACUCCUUCUUCCACUUCGUCUUCUUCCUCGCCUCGCUCUACGUCAUGAUGACCCUCACCAACUGGUUCAGCUACGAGACGGCCGUGCUGGAGACCACGUUCACCCACGGCAGCUGGUCCACGUUCUGGGUGAAGAUGUCAUCGUGCUGGGCCUGCGUGGUGCUCUACCUGUGGAUCCUGCUGGCCCCGCUGUGCCGCUCGGAGCCCGAGACUCGGCCCAAACGCACCCGGAUCAAGGUCAGGCGCUCCACCAGCCCAUCUCGAGGCACCAGGGAGGACUGCUCUGUCUUUACCAGCCACAGCCUGUGAAGCCAAAGAGAAGCAAAUACACCACCAGGGACUGAAGCAAAUUCCCAUUUGAAUUCCACUUUAAGAUCCUUGCGAAAAGAAACCGCAGUUCCAGUCGGUCGUGCACGCUUUAAAACAACAGUGCAAUUACAAGACUCGGUUAUCGUAAGCAGGAUAAUGAGGGGGGAUAAUGAGAAGGGAAUCACUUUCAUCAGCUCUUUCUUCAAAGCUGCCCUCUCUUACGGUUUUGUGGUUUUGUUUUGGUUUUUUUAAUGAAUAAAUUCAUUUUUUAAAAUCACUCAACACACAAUGUUGAUGGGUUUUUUGUGGGGUUUUCUUUGUUUAAUUGAACCAAAAACAAAUGUGCAUUUCAGAGUAACCCCCGGUUUAUCUAUUAAAAGGAAUGCAGCUACAGCAAAGGGUUUACAUGAAUGUUUGUUUGUACAGUUUUACCCUUUUAAAUACCUGAACAUUUUAAAGUAAAGAUACACCUGCCCAAGGGGGACUGGCUAUUGAAUGGAUGACUAUUGAGGGUUAGUGAACUAUGUCAAAUCUGUACAGUUAUAGAUUAGACUUUACUGUGUGUAAAAUGCAUUGUUAUAGUGCAAUAUUUCUACAGAAUGCACUUUUUUAAACAUUUCAGAUCCUUAGAAAAUGUAUUGUAAUAGUUGUGACAGAAUCUAAAGUUGUUGUUUUUUUUUGUAAAAUUUUAAAUACAUUUUUUUUUUAAAUUACAAAUAAUGGCUUGUGUGGUGGAACCCAUAACCCGAUCCUGCCAGAAUUUCAUAUCCUGUUUCAGCCACAGGUCUUUAGCCUGUUUAAUCCAUGUUGCUUCAGCAUAAACCUUUAUUAAAAAUAAUAUUCU
This is a messenger RNA of Acipenser ruthenus (sterlet), 3815 nucleotides long. Its product is annotated as serine incorporator 4-like. Gene Ontology annotation, cellular component: membrane. The record is from RefSeq and is a predicted model, not a curated record. Lineage: Eukaryota; Metazoa; Chordata; Actinopteri; Acipenseriformes; Acipenseridae. The transcript is spliced from 12 exons. The coding region runs from base 1445 to 2971 and encodes 508 amino acids. Gene Ontology annotation, molecular function: 2 iron, 2 sulfur cluster binding.